CACGGCCGCGACGGGAUGGGAUGCGGGAGGGGCUCAAAUACAGCAGGCUCCGGCGCCACCGCGCACGCGGAACGGGGGCGCUGUCCAAAGCGCGUGAUCCAUUUCCUCCGUCCUCGCUCGGUGCGCGCGACACUCCGCCGGCCCGUCCCCCUCGCCGGCGACUUCUCGCCCUCCUCGCGGCCGCCCCCAGGCAGAGCGUGUUGCGACUUGCGAGCCAUGGCCGGCGACAAGAAGGUGUUCGGCUUCGAGGAGGUCGCCAGGCACAACGUCACCAAGGACUGCUGGCUCGUCAUCGCCGGCAAGGUGUAUGAUGUCACCUCUUUCAUGGAUGAGCAUCCUGGUGGAGAUGAGGUGCUGCUGGCAGUAACCGGGAAAGAUGCAACCAGCGACUUUGAAGAUAUCGGACACAGUGAUUCCGCAAGGGAGAUGAUGGAGAAGUACCACAUCGGAGAGAUUGAUGCUUCAACCAUCCCAGCAAAGCGUACAUUUGUACCUCCUCAACAAGGGUCCCAUGUCCAGGCCAAGGAUAAUGACAUCCUCAUCAAGAUCCUGCAGUUCCUUGUUCCCAUUUUUAUAUUGGGUCUUGCAUUUGGUAUCCGGCACUACAGCAAAUCUGAGUAGGCUGUUGGUGGCGAGUUGCUUCUGAGAAAUAGCUUUCAAGUAACAUGGUUUGAAUUAGAACAACAUAAUAAUGGUAUUGGUUGGCUGGUUUCAUUUGGUGGCAGUGUGUUGUCUUAUUGAUCAUACAAGGCACUCUGAAUUCCAAACGUCCAUAUGUAUGCCCAGAUUACUCCAAUUAUGUUUACAUUCUCAACAUAUGGAGUUUCUACAUUAAAAAAAAUGGCUGACG
Molecule: messenger RNA, 850 nt
Organism: Hordeum vulgare subsp. vulgare (domesticated barley)
Lineage: Eukaryota; Viridiplantae; Streptophyta; Magnoliopsida; Poales; Poaceae
Product: cytochrome b5
Exons: 4
Coding region: 16-621 (201 amino acids)
Cellular component (GO): membrane; intracellular membrane-bounded organelle
Molecular function (GO): heme binding
Source: RefSeq, a predicted model, not a curated record